Molecule: messenger RNA, 1038 nt
Organism: Quercus robur (English oak)
Lineage: Eukaryota; Viridiplantae; Streptophyta; Magnoliopsida; Fagales; Fagaceae
Exons: 1
Coding region: 1-1038 (345 amino acids)
Molecular function (GO): catalytic activity
Source: RefSeq, a predicted model, not a curated record
AUGAGUGCUAUAUGUUGGAACUGUCGAGGGCUUGGGAACCCUCGGACAGUUGGCACGCUCCAAAAAUUGGUUUUGGAGGAAGAUCCCACCUUGGUGUUCCUUAUGGAAACCAAGUUUAACGUGGAGGAAAUGGUGGAGAUAAAACGGAAACUGGAAAGAAGCCAAGGCUUGGUCGUCCCUAGUGUUCGCAGGAGUGGGGGUUUGGCCCUGUUAUGGAAGGAGUCGUUACUAGUGGAUGUGCAAACCUUUUCCCCGAGACACAUAGACGUGAUUGUCACGGAGGACGCUGGGAAAAUGAAAUGGAGGUUCACCGGGUUCUAUGGCAAUCCGGAAACGCACAAAAGAGAGGAAUCAUGGUCGCUUUUGGUAAGUUUGAGCACAAGGUGUGAUCUCCCUUGGGUUUGUAUGGGAGACUUCAACGAGAUAUGUCACAGGGGAGAAAAGACAGGAGGGGGUGAGAGACCCGAAUGGCAGAUGAGUGCAUUCCGAUCAGCGAUAAACAGAAGCAAACUUAGGGACAUGGGCUGCGUAGGCCCAGAAUUCACUUGGAGUAGGCGGUUAAGGGCUCGGGGUUGGGUCCGUGAGAGACUUGAUCGGGCCUUGGUCUCCACAAACUGGGCUGGUUUGUUUCCGGGAGUAAGACUAUACAACAGAGCCACUUGCUCUUCAGACCAUAACAUACUGAUUCUCAAAACCCUCCCUCCUAAAAGUAGAAGCAAAAGGCAGCGUUUAUUCAGGUUCGAGGCAAUGUGGAUAAAGAAGGAUGAUUGUGCAGAAGUAGUGAAAGAGGCUUGGGAGAGAGGUCAAAUGCUAGGGUUGCAAAAUCAGUUCAGGCUGUGCAUGGAUGAAUGCAGGUCAGCUUUGCAAAGCUGGAACAAAACUAACUUUGGCCAUGUUGGACGGAAAAUUGCCUCGCUCUCCAAGAAGCUUCAAUGGCUGGAAUGCUUGCCAGGGGGUGUGGCAAACAUGGAGGAAAUUAAUGAAACAAAAGGGGAGCUGAUCAGGAUGCUCUCGGCUGAGGAAGUGAUGUGGAAGUAG